UGCGUAUAUAAUCGCUCUACAUCCCUCCAAAUUAUCUUCUUCCUUCUCAUUUAUUAUCACCACCAGACUGUCUCUCAUCAUGAAGUUCCUGGCAGCUCUUGCGCUCGGUGCAACAGCCACCUCCGUGUUGGCUGCUGUGAUCCCCCAGCAGGAUCCCUUGACUGGGCCGCAAGUCUACCGUGAAGCAGAGCAGUAUCUCAUAGAACUGGAACCAGGGAACACAAUUUGGGUGACUGAGGAUGAAAAGUGGUCAUUGAGACUGGUCGGAUUCUCCCGAGCUCUUCCUCCGCUACUGCUGCUGUCCGGCUAACCGUUGCUGCCUCGCGCUGCUGUAGGACGGUGUCAAGUUCAUGGACGUUACUGAGGAGCAUCACAACAGCCUGUACCCUACUUCUCGUAUCUUGAAGACUGUUGAAUAUCCAGUGCAGAUGGAGCACGUCGAUUCAGUAGUACCGCUCACCCAGUCCCUGUCCAAGGAUAACAUGAAGGCCGACCUGGAGCAUUUCACCUCAUUCUACACUCGCUACUACCAGUCAUCCACUGGCGUCGAGUCGGCAACUUGGCUCUACAGCAGAGUUUUGGAGACUCUUGAACAGUCAGGGGCUACCGCGUAUGGUGCUUCGGUUGAGAAGUUCCAGCAUUCAUUUCAGCAGUUCAGCAUCAUUGCCCGAAUUCCUGGCCAGUCCAACAAGACUGUGGUAGUGGGUGCUCACCAAGAUAGCAUUAACCUACUUGCACCAUCAUUCCUUCCUGCGCCCGGCGCCGAUGACGAUGGCAGCGGCACUGUUACGAUCCUUGAAGCUCUCCGUGUCCUGCUCCAGUCGGAGGAGGUUGUGAACGGAUCCAUUCGCAACACACUUGAGUUCCAUUGGUAUGCUGCCGAGGAAGGUGGCUUGCUCGGAUCUCAAUCGAUCUUCUCCCAGUACAGCUCGGACGGAAGAGACAUCAAGGCCAUGCUCCAACAAGACAUGACCGGAUACUCCCAGGGUACGCUUGACGCAGGUCUCCCGGAGUCUGUCGCCGUAAUUACCGACUAUGUCGAUCCCGGUCUCACCGCGUUCAUCAAGGAGGUCAUUACCACGUAUUGCGACGUGCCCUAUGUUGAAAGCCAAUGCGGCUACGCCUGCUCCGACAACGCGUCCGCAAGAAAAUACGGCUACCCUUCUGCCUUUGUGAUGGAAUCCGAGUUCGAACAUUCAUCUGACCGUAUUCAUACCACUGGCGACAAGAUCGAUUAUCUCAGCUUCGACCACAUGGUGCAGCAUGCAAAGCUGACUCUUGCCUUUGCAUAUGAACUGGCUUUUGCCUCGCUUUGAUUCCUAGUCGGAAUGACUGUGUAGAUAGUAUUGAUGACUAGGGAUGAUUACUACUAUUAGCACUCCGUACCCUGCAUUAUUACGCAGUAAUGCGCUGUUUGUUUGAUAUUCACUAUUCCCAUCCGUUUUCUUAUCAUCCCCAUUAAGAUUGCUAUCUCCCUCGCGUUGUCGGUAGAGGCUCUGCUGCUGUUGUAUCUCCGUCUGUGCAUCAUAUUACGAUAAUGACUCUGCAUCACGUGAACCAGCA
Monascus purpureus is the source of this 1563-nucleotide messenger RNA. The record is from the annotation of a GenBank genome assembly. Lineage: Eukaryota; Fungi; Ascomycota; Eurotiomycetes; Eurotiales; Aspergillaceae.